Messenger RNA from Psammomys obesus (fat sand rat), 797 nucleotides. Its product is annotated as doublesex- and mab-3-related transcription factor C1-like. The transcript has 7 exons. Lineage: Eukaryota; Metazoa; Chordata; Mammalia; Rodentia; Muridae. The coding region runs from base 1 to 732 and encodes 243 amino acids. The record is from RefSeq and is a predicted model, not a curated record.
AUGGAACCAAAAGACAACCCAGCUGUUCCCUCCUGCCCCUCCAUCUCAGAAGGUAACGUGGAGAACCAGGCUGGAGCCGAAGUGGGACUUGAACCAGGCCUCAGUGGACUUGAAGCUCAUUCUGGCAGAGGCCUUAGUAGUGGCGAUGAAAUACAAGUCAGUUGUGAAAACGAGGCCCUGCCUGCCCUGAGUUCUGAGGAGAUGGUGCAUGGCACACCUGUAAAGAGACGCCAGAUUGGACUACCAAGAACAACUGUCCCCAGAAAAAACCCCAGUCAGGGCAAGAAGUCCCCUGCCAAUUCAAGAGGUCACACCGAGAGGGAGAACACUGUGUACCAGCCUGAAGACCUGCCCUCCACAAGCCACCAAGCGGGGAGCUCCCAAGGGCGUCAGAUGUUCUGCUGGCCCUCAGCACUUCCAACUCUGCCAUACAUGGCAGUGACCUCGGACCAGAAAUUGGUAGUUUCUCCUUACAUGCAGCUACAUGGGGCUUCUGCCUUGCCCAACCCAUGCGUAAAUAUGGUCCUCAUGCCAUGUCUUGUCACGGACCGCCAUCCACUGAUGCCACAGGUCCCUGCAGAAGUGAGGGUUCCGGAAACUUGGGUGGGCCCCAAUGCCUCUGACCAGGCCUUGGUUUCUGACACCUCAGAGUGUCAGGAGAUACUAGAGGCUGCUGAGGCCUUGAUGACUCUGAAGAACUCUUCUUCGACCUGGCGCCAGACUCACAGAUAAACAGGUCUUGUCUGAAUUGGAGCAGUGAAGCCUCCCAGCCCAUCCUUGUCAUUCCUUGGGAUCCA